AUGGUACAUUAUAAGCUGUUAUAUUUUCCGAUUCGAGGUCGAGCUGAACCGAUCCGAUUGCUAUUUCACUUUGCCCAAGUUCCCUUUGAAGAUGAGAUUAUCACUUUCGAAAAAUGGCCAAGUCGGAAAGCUGGUUUGAUUUGA
Dracunculus medinensis (Guinea worm) is the source of this 144-nucleotide messenger RNA. Lineage: Eukaryota; Metazoa; Nematoda; Chromadorea; Rhabditida; Dracunculidae. The record is from the annotation of a GenBank genome assembly.